CGGAGCGUCACCGCGCGGCGCGUCUGGUGGUGCGUGGUGAGAUAGGCGCGGAGGAGGCACCGUGAGCUGGUGAGGCCGGGGCGGACCGCAGGACGCGCGGGGCGGUAGGUGCGGCCUCUCGCGGCACCAGAGGGGUGCCACUGAGCCGUCGACGGCGGCGGUCCAGGCUGAGCGGACGUCGCUUGACAAGCCAGCAGCGAUGUCGGCAACAGAGCGCAGCGACUCGGUCCGCUCGCAGGCCCGGAGGGUAGAGGUCAGCGUCAUCGGUGAGUCGGGCAACGCCAUCGAAGCCCCGGCCGCCCACCCGGCCCUCCAGCGGCGGGGCUCGAGCAUGAAGGACGUACUGCCGCGCGCCGUACUCCGCACCUCCAGCCGCGACCUGGCGCCCUCGGCCGGCGCCCACGCCACUCCGCCGGCUCCUGCGGCGCGCGAAUUCGAGGGUGACUUCGACGAAUUGCUGGAGGAGGUGGGAGGCUUCGGCCGCUUCCAGUGGCGCAUGCUGGCGCUGUUACAGCCCCCGUUUCUGUUCCUCGGCUUCACGCUGCUUAGUCAGUUGUGGCUGGUGCUGGAGCCGGAGCACUGGUGCCGCGUGCCCGAGCUCGACGCUCUCGGCUGGAGCGCCGAACGCGCGCGCAACCUCAGCAUCCCGCUGGAGGAGCGCGCCGGGCAGCAGCAGUUCUCGCGGUGCGAGCGGUACGACGUCAACUUCAGCGCGCUGGAGGACCCAGCCAGCUGGAGGCCGGACGAGGCAACGCCGCGCGUCGCCUGCCGCCACGGCUGGCACUAUGACUUCGCGCUCAUCUACCCGACCAUCGUGUCGGACCAGGACUGGGUGUGCGACUCCGCCUGGAAGCCGACGCUGGCCACUGCGCUGUUCUUCGUCGGGUCUGUGGUGGGCACGCUGCUUUUCGGCGCCGUUUCAGACCGCUUCGGCCGGCUGCCGGCGCUGGUGGCGGCCAACGUGACCGCCUGCGUGGCCGGCACCGUGUCCGCCUUCACCGCCAGCCUUGCCGCCUUCUCCGCCGCCCGCUUCGUCUUCGGCAUGGCCAACAACCUGCAGAGCACGCUGGCGAUCGUGUUCCUCAGCGAGUUCGUGGGCGUGCGGUGGCGCGGCCUGGUGGUGAACCUGCCGCUGGCCACCUCCUUCUGCCUGGGCAUGACGCUGUUGCCGUGGAUCGCCUGGGGCGCCGGGCACUGGCAGUACACGGCGCUGGCCACCUCGCUUCCAAUGGCGUUCACGCUGGUCUACCUGGUGGCGCGGAUGCCGGAGUCGUGCCGCUGGCUGCAGCAGACCGGCAAGCUGGACCGCGCCAUGGCCGAGAUGCGCGAUAUCGCGCGUGAGAAUGGCCGCAAGGUGCCCGAAGAGACGUGGAAGCGCUUCGCGGCGGCCGCGCAGCGCAAGCACGAGGAGGAGCUGGCGCGGCCCCCGCCCGGCCUGCGGCGUCUGCUGCGCCACCCGCGCCUGCGCACGCGCAUGCUGGUGCUCAUGUUCAGCACCAUGAUCCUGCUGCUGCUGUUCGACCUGACGUCGCGCAACACCGACUUCGACGUGGACAUCUACACGGCGCAGACACUGCUGGCCGUGUCGGAGGCGCCGGCCGACCUGUUCACCUGGCUGCUGGUCGAUACGCUGGGCCGUCGCUGGACCAUCACCGUGUUCACAGCGCUUACCAGCGGCGCCGGCCUGGCGCUGGCGGCACUCCUGCACGUCGGCACGGCCGCCGCCGCCUCCACCGCCACCGCCGUCCUCUGCCGUUUCUGCACCACCAUCGCCGUCAACGUGCUGAUGACUCUCAGCAUGGAGCUUAUCCCGACGGACGUGCGCUCGCGCGCCUUCUCGCUGACUCAGGUGGCCGGCCACAUGGGCGCCAUACUGAGCCCGCUGAUUCUCUACCUGGAGCGGGUGGCGCGCGGCCUGCCGCAGCUGGUGCUGGCGGUGCUGGCGCUGCUCGGCGCCGUCAGCGUCAGCUUCCUGCCGGAGACGCGCGGCCUGCCGCUGCCCGACACGCUGGAGGAGGGAGAGAAGUUCGGCGCCGACCAGCGCUGGUGCCAGUGCUACUGUGGCAGCCCGACAGCGGAGGUGGCGGCGGCGGAGGACAGGGCGGAGGAGCGUGGGCAGGACAACCCAGCGCUGGAUGUCACCGCGGAGGCGGUGACGCAGUUCUGAGGACUAGCGGCGUGGUGAGACGGGGAGACGUUGGUGACCCGUCUCGGGUGUUGCAUGAAUGGUUUAACGAUGCCGGUCACUGGCUGCCCACUGGCUGUUUUCUCCACAUUUCGUGAGAUGUGAGAACGCCCGUCAGACAGCCCGCCAUUGUUCUCGACCGCGCGACAGCGGUUGUCAGGCUGUCAGCAUCAGAGCGUGGCGAGACGCCAUCAAGUGUCCUGCGAUGGGUGUGACCGUGGCGUGAUCAGUGAGCCGGUGACCCGGCGCCGUGUUGUGCAGCGGAACAGGACCUCAUCUGCACGUGGUGCAAUCAGUUAAGGGUGCCGGUCUGCAUACCAAUAGAGGCGCGAUGAUGCUUGAGGCGCGGGUGACGUGCUAUCCCGCAUGCAAUAGCAGCAGCUGCGCGUCUCUGUACACUGGGCAGACAAGAUGUCCCACCAGUCUUGUGGGUGGUGCUGUGGCCGGGUCCGACUGUGACUCAUGACAGGCGUACUGAACUGUGAUGUAUUUCUACCUUACUUGGUUGAUCUGAGCGUGACUUUUAUGGAAUGUUGUUUGUUUUAUUUAGUGAAAUGCACGUACCCAGGUGUUCGAAAAAUAAACAUAUGUGCUCAGUUUCAUAAACGCAUGCCUCUUUAUCUUCCACGAUGA
Messenger RNA from Pollicipes pollicipes, 2818 nucleotides. RefSeq names its product solute carrier family 22 member 3. Gene Ontology annotation, cellular component: membrane. NCBI's taxonomy places the organism in Eukaryota, Metazoa, Arthropoda, Thecostraca, Pollicipedomorpha, Pollicipedidae. The record is from RefSeq and is a predicted model, not a curated record. The transcript has a single exon. Gene Ontology annotation, molecular function: transmembrane transporter activity. Bases 200 to 2167 code for a protein of 655 amino acids. Gene Ontology annotation, biological process: transmembrane transport.